CAGUAACAAUUGGAAUUACUGUCGAGAAAAAUAAUGUCUAGCAAUAAUAAUAAGCAACAUUUCAAGGUUUGCUUCUGCUGGUCACGAGGAUUCAAGUUAAGGGGAGGUGAAAUACCAGAAGAUAUAAAGCAAGUCUUUGAAUCUUACUCAGUAAAUGGGAUUAUGAGCAUAGAUAAUCUAAUUAGUUUCUUAGAGAAAGAACAGAAGGAGGUGAAUGUAACAAAAGAGGCCCAAAAUAUAUUCAAUAGCCUCAAGCAUCAUCACAAUAUUGUCCACAAAAGAGGAUUAAAUCUUGAUGCUUUCUUUAAAUAUCUUAUUGGUGAUUAUAACUUUGCUCACCAGUCUAAGGUCCACCAAAAUAUGGAUGCUCCUUUGGCUCAUUAUUAUAUAUACACUGGACAUAACUCUUACUUAACUGGAAACCAGCUGAGCAGUGAUUGUAGUACUGAACCAAUAAAGAAGGCAUUAAAGAAAGGAGUUAGAGUGAUUGAAUUGGACCUUUGGCCUAAUAUUACCAAAGAUGAUAUCGAUGUUCGUCACGGAGGGACACUGACAACUCCUGUUAAACUAAGCAAAUGUCUGAAAGCCAUAAAGGAGGUUGCUUUCUCAAAUUCUGAAUAUCCUGUUAUAUUAACAUUUGAAGACCACCUUCAUCCUUACCCACACCUUCAAAAAAAAGUCGCUCAGAUGGUCAAGAAAACAUUUGGUUCCAUGCUAUUCAUCCCACAAUCACAAAUGGACGAGUUUCCUUCACCAAACUCUUUAAAGAAUAAAAUCUUAAUUUCAACGAAACCACCACCAAAAAGUAGCGCUGAAUCAGACAAUAAGGUAAUAAUCACAGAGCGGACAUUUGGAGAAUGAACUUGAUACAAAUACUCAGGUUUAACUUGUGCUUAUUAUUCUCUAGCCCUUGUUUUGUUGGGUGUGAGAACAAAGUCCCACAUUGGUAGCUGAA
Nicotiana attenuata is the source of this 955-nucleotide messenger RNA. RefSeq names its product phosphoinositide phospholipase C 2-like. The transcript is spliced from 4 exons. Gene Ontology annotation, molecular function: phosphatidylinositol-4,5-bisphosphate phospholipase C activity. Bases 34 to 861 code for a protein of 275 amino acids. NCBI's taxonomy places the organism in Eukaryota, Viridiplantae, Streptophyta, Magnoliopsida, Solanales, Solanaceae. The record is from RefSeq and is a predicted model, not a curated record. Gene Ontology annotation, biological process: phosphatidylinositol-mediated signaling; lipid metabolic process.